Molecule: messenger RNA, 1265 nt
Organism: Mercenaria mercenaria
Lineage: Eukaryota; Metazoa; Mollusca; Bivalvia; Venerida; Veneridae
Exons: 3
Coding region: 632-1186 (184 amino acids)
Source: RefSeq, a predicted model, not a curated record
CAUAAGAAUGGUAAAUAUCAAAAGUCAAGGCUACAGGUAGAUUUGCAAAAUUUUGUAAGUUAAGCUCUGAUUGGCUAGCGAAAGGGUCGUCAGAACGAGGCUAUGAAUAGGUCGUUCUCAGAUCCUAUGCGUAGCGUAAUAGGAGAUGUACUUUAGUCAGAUUGACACUUAUCUUAAUUAUAAAAACACAGACCGAACAGUUAAAACACGUUCAAGAAAAAAUAUAAUAAAAGUGUUAUGGCGGUUAUAUAUCGUACACAUGAUUGCAGAAAAAAGUUCGGAUAUUGCAUGCCUAGAAACAGAUCACAUGUUUAAUUUAUCAAAUAUUACAUACAAUACGUUUAUGUCGGCAGAUGUUACAUCUAAAAUGCUGAAAGAACGUACAAUUUUGAUAUUUUGACGUUUUCCGGCAAUGACGUUUACAAACUUAGAUCGGCUGAUUAUUAUAUUUCAAGUUAUUUUCAAGACAGUCGGUUUAUUUAUAUCUUAAAGUCUCGAAAAAUUCAAGAGCAUAAAAUUUAUCAUUUCGACGUAAGAUAUUUCGUCGUAGCCGAAAUUACGUAAUUGACGUCGGCGUCAUAACGUUGCGGUUAACAGGGACAACGACGUCAAUAGAUAAAACGGAAACGCAAUGGCCAGCACGGAAACCUUUUCAGAUAUGAUCAAGCUAAAUUCAAAGAAAAGAAAGCGUACAUCUAGAUGUGACGCAGACGGACUUCCUGCAGCAAAGCGUCCACGGAUGAUGUCCUGGGCAUCAAAAAGACUCGAGCAAAAGUCUUGGGAAUGGCGCGAAAGGAGAAGGAAAAUUGCUCUAGGUAUAGUACUUUACUGGGAAGCUCAGAUGCGAAAUAUCCGCAGAAUGGCACGCAAGAGAGCAAGUACUGAGAUGUACGCCGACUACAUGGGCCUCGUGAAAUCUAAAUACAUGAAGAUGCUUCAAGGAAUACCAUCCCAGCCAUCAUCACUAGCAGUUUCAUCAGCAGGAAUACAAGCAGUUCUAAAAACAACAGAAACAACCGCAAGAGUACAAGGAGCUGUCACAAAAGAAGUAUCAACCCCUACACAGAAACGAAGAUUGAUUAAAAGGUUGUCGGACAAUGCUGAAGCAGAGGAAGCUCCACAGAUCAAGGUCACUCCUACUCCUCGUAGGAACGGAUGGCGUAGGAAAGGAGAGAAGAGAAGCUGACUUGUUUACGCUUAGAAUCUGUAUUUUUUUUAAUUUUGGAGUUGCCAAGUAGCAAUUAGUAAUAGAACACACUUCUCAA